CUCUUCGUUUCUCUCUUUGUUAUCCAAAUACCAUAUGGCUCUAAAUCGAAAGAGGAAUAGGCCCGAAGAUUGGGAAGAACUCGAACCUUCUCCUGUUAUUCAUAUUAGGGAACUGCCAGAGCACACUUUAGAGAUAGAUCUUCAGCGGACCUUCGAAGUUUAUGGCCGCAUCAGGGAUAUAACUAUGCUCCCCAAUAAGUGUCAAGCGCUCGUCGAAUUCCAUGAUAUUGCUUCAGCCGAAUCGGUUGUUUUAAGAUCUGCGGAGGAAGUGAUUACUGUAGCCAAUCGCCGUGUAAAAGUAAACUUCAGCACCUCUAAGCGUAUCGUUCAACGUGCCUCUGCUUCAUCAUCUGGUGGCAGUGAAGGCCCUACAAUCUCAAGUGAGAACAACGUUCUACUCCUCACGAUAUACAACUCUCAAUAUCCGAUAACUGUUGAUGUGAUAAAUCAAAUUACUUCAAGGCACGGCAGGGUACUUCGAAUAGUUAUCUUCAGAAAGAGUGGCGUACAGGCAAUGGUCGAAUUCAGAUCAGUUGAAGAAGCGAAAACUGCAAAGCGACACUUAAAUGGUGCCGAUAUCUACUCUGGCUGUUGCACACUGAAAGUUGAAUUUGCCCGCCCAACGCGUCUUUCUGUCACUAAAAAUGAUCAAGACACUUGGGACUUCGAAAAUCCUAUGCCUAGUCCUGGAAUAGGUGUUACUGUAAUGGAUGGUAGAGCUCAAAACACUGCCUCGCUUCUGGGCGGCUAUCCUCGAUUUGAUGGCGCUCGGGCUGCUGUCAGCAAUAUUUACGGUCUACCUGGUGGUUCUGUUUCUGUGAACCCUCCUGGAGCCCAGAUGGUUGGCUCAAUCACUAUGUCAGGUAACCCUGCUGGAGGUGGAGUUGGGUUGCCCCCGCAAAUGGAGCAUAUGACAGCAGGUCUUCAUGGAAGUACACCUGUUGUUAUGGUUUACAACUUAGAUCUAACCAGGAUGAAUUGCGACAGAUUAUUCAAUUUACUUUGUCUAUACGGUAACGUUUGGAGAAUUAAAUUCCUAAAGACGAAAGAGGGUUCAGCUAUGGUUCAGCUCGGCGAUUCUGCUAGCGUCGAUCGCGUCAUUGCCAACCUAACUGGUGUUACAUUAUUUGAUAAUCGCCUUCAGGUGGUACGUCAAAGUAAGCAGCAAGUAAUUUUGGAUGUGCCUCAACCUUUCGAUCUACCAGACGGAACUCCUUCCUUCAAAGAUUAUACCGGAAGCAGAGAAAACCGAUAUAUAAACCCGGAACAGGCUGGCAAAAAUCGCGUUUAUCCACCCUCUCGAACGCUACACUUUUGGAAUUCCCCCCCUAAUUUCUCUUCUUCAGAUAUGCGCCAGAUAUUCUUAAAUAAUGGAGCUACUCCUCCAGAGUAA
Messenger RNA from Protopolystoma xenopodis, 1393 nucleotides. The record is from the annotation of a GenBank genome assembly. Lineage: Eukaryota; Metazoa; Platyhelminthes; Monogenea; Polystomatidea; Polystomatidae.